AUGCUCUUUUUACUUCUGAUCAGGUUAUUACUUUCAUACUAUCUCUUGAAGGCUAACUUGACAACAAGAAGGAUUUAUUAUGUACGAUAUAAUGUAUUUAGUCUUUGUUCUGUUCAUUUACAGAUCCACUUCAAAAUUUUGAGAGGACACACUGAUAUUGUGAGCUCCUGCCAUUUCUGUUUUGAAGAUACAAAAAUCCUUUCUUGCUCUUAUGACAAAACAGUGAAACUCUGGGAUGUUGAAAAAAGUGUUCCUGUUCAAGUCUUUGAAGAAGAACACUUAGCUCCCAUUUCUGAGUGCAGCUUGACUCCUGAUAACAAAAGAGUGAUAACAUCAUCAUAUGAUAAAACAGUAAAGGCUUGGGAUAUGGAAACAGGAAAAAUGCUUUGGACCGUGGAGCAAGAAGGCCUUGUAACUUCAUGUAAUAUUUCUUGUGAUGGUAAAUAUGUGGUAUCUGGGUUGGACAUGGAAAAUGCUAUAUGUGUUAUUGAUGCAGUAAAUGCCAUAACAGUGGCAUAUGUCCAAGAUCAUCACAGAAGCACAGUCACAAGAUGUUGUUUUGAUCCUGACAAUGAGAGAGUCUGUUCAGUAUCAUGUGAUAAGACCAUAAAGCUUUGGGACAUUAUAGCACAAUCCACCACUAUUACUAUUGAUGAGGCACACAACAAUGUCAUCUCAGAUUGUUGCUUUUCCAUAGAUGGGCAUUACUUGUGCACUGCAUCUUGGGACAAAAUCUUAAAAAUAUGGGAUGUAAAAAUAGGGGAGUUUCGUUGUCAUGGACCUAUUUGCUUGAACCAAGGCCAUAAAGGUUCUGUUAGUUCCUGCAUUUUUAGCAAAGAUGCAUCCCUUGUAGUAUCUGGAGCAUAUGACAAAACUAUAGCUCUGUGGGAUGCAGGAGCAGGAUAUAAAAAACUAGCGUUAAAGGGCCAUGAAGACUGGGUGACGGAUGUUGCAAUUAGCAGCAAUAAGAAAUGGAUCCUUUCUUCCUCAAAGGAUGCUACUUUGAGAUUAUGGAACAUUGAAAAGGCUGAUCAUGUUCCUGAGGCAAUAGAAAACAGAAAUACAAGAGACUCAAAAAUAGUUCAAUGUGAAGAAUGUGAAAAACCUUUCUCACUCCUACAGUGCGAUGACUCUGAAGCAGUAACCAAGUGUGUAUUCUGUCGACUGGCUUCUCCUUCGAGAAAUAUUUUGCCAUUACCACCUACCAUAGCGCCCGAUCUCUAAAUUCUUCCCAAUAGUCUAUUUGUGCAAAUACAUCUGUGUUUUUAAGCAUAUGCCUAUUAGAGAAGUAAAAGUCUAUUAAAUUAGUUAACUGGUUAAACUUAGUUUAACCGGUUAAGCAAUUAAAUGGCAAGGGCAGGUGAGGAGGGUUGUGGGGAUGGACUGCUCCAUAUGGGCUGGAGUGCCCCUGCUGAUGGUAUACUCCUGGCCCACGGUACUCCUGUUCUGGCCAGGCUGGAGCAUCCUGCCCACCAUAUGCCCCAGGCCCACCAAGGACAAGGUCUGCUCGGGUUGAGCUGGUGCUCCUCCAGCCUGCAGUGGGUCUUGCAGGGUAUGAGCAGGGAGCUACUCCAGCCCCCAUCAGUUAACUGGAACCGCUAAACCUCACCCAUUAAGAAUGAGGUUUACUGGUUAACCAUCAACAUUCAUAAUGCUUAUUCAUAUUUGUGAUUACUGUAUCAGUAUAUAUUGCAUGUACCUACAUAGCCAAGAACUUUUUACAUACUUCUGUGCCAGAAAGUGACUUCAGAGUUAAAAAAAAAAUGCUGAUUAUAGACCUGUACAAAACAUACUGAGUUCCACUGUGUGACAGAGAACCAGAUCAAGUCCUAAAAUUUUAAAUCUAUGCAUAUUGUGUAAGAAAAUAAAAUUACAUCAAUACCCUAAAAGUUAUUGUGAUAAAGAAAAUAUGUGACUAUGUAACUUGCUGAAAGGUUUUCCUUAAAUUGUGUAGAAUAAAACCAUGCUUUUUUGUAAUGGAGUGGAGUAUACUGGAAAUAUGAAAAACAUUUGCAUCAAUUGAAAAUACUAAAGGAUUUUGAAAUUCAAAUGUGGAGAAGGUAUUUGGACCAUGAGGUUUUUAUCAUCUUGAUUCCAACAUCCCUUACAAAAUGUUUCUAAGAACUUUGUCAUAAGAACACAUUAUUAUUUGUGUUUGAUGUAUCAUGUGGCAAACUAGUUCUGAAUAUUCAGGGCCCAAUCCUGGAAGCACCCUCAACUCCAGCACCCUUCAGAAUUUGACCCUAAAAGUCUAUUCCUCUUCACAAGCUAUGAGAGGAUGUUAAUUAAUGUGAGAUUAAUAUUUCAAGAUGUGGGGGUCUCAUUCAUCAAAAAAUGUUUCAGCAGAUUAUAUUAUUUUAAAGGGGAUUUAUAAGGAGAAAAAAAUAUAUUGUACCUUGGUAUGUAACACUCUGGAAUGUAGUUAAGCUAUGAAAUAAAUUGAAAGCUAUUAUAGUAUUUCUAUCUUUUUUAAGCCAUGUGAAUUCUGUAGCUAUCAAGGCUACAUUUGCACUUGAAUAAAAUAAAAUGAUUUUUUAAAGAAAUAGUAUGUUUUAUCCAGAUUUACUGCUUUGAAUAAAACAUGAGGUGGCAAGUUAUAACCUAUUCCAAUGUCCUCUUUUUUCUCUUAAUUAAAUAUUGUUUGUUUGCAAUAAAAAGUUGAAAAAAUGCAGUUUGUGUGGUGCUACAAUUAUUUUUGCAGAAUACAUGAAAUGUGCUUAUCUUAUUGUUGGAGUAAUU
Pelodiscus sinensis (Chinese soft-shelled turtle) is the source of this 2739-nucleotide messenger RNA. Lineage: Eukaryota; Metazoa; Chordata; Testudines; Trionychidae. The record is from RefSeq and is a predicted model, not a curated record.